GGCUGAUGAGUGCUAGUGCCUGAUAAUGCUCAGCUGACACUUACUUUCAGUGUUAGCAGGAACGUAGUGAGUGAAAGACGUGAUACUAGGGAUUUAAUUCUUCAACCAAUAAUCAUAUUCUAAAAUGGUAACAACGUCGAACUGCUGUUUCUGCUUCUCAGUACGGACAGGGACUCUGAUCAUAGGAUGGUUUCAUACGGUGUUUGGAAUUUUAAACGUAGCUGCCAACAUUACAACGAGGUCUACAGGACAACAAAGUGAACUAGAUUCAACCGCCGAUGGUUCCUGGUCCAGCAUUAUCUAUGCGUGCUUGCAAGUAUUGGUGGCCGUAGGACUACUUUAUGGCGUGUAUACGCACCACAGAAAAACUGUAUACUUUUACGUCUUUCUACAAGCGGCGUUGAUUGCCAUUAAUAUUAUCAUGGUGAUUGUUCUGCUCAUCUACGCAGCCUUUAGUAACGUUGCUAUGGUGAUCAGCUUUAGUAUUAUCAUGUGGCUUAUACAAAUAUAUCUCGUUGUCGUAGUCUACAGCUUCUACAAGGAAAUGGAAGAUCAUAUGUGAAACUCAACUGUGACCUUAUCGUUGUUGUAUACUAUGAACAAUUUUCCGGAGAUCUUUGGUUGAAUAUUAAUCAUCAAACUUAUACAAUUACUGCUUACAAUAUAAAAUCCACAACUUAUUGAAACCUAAUGAAUCAAACGUUUUCCUUUCCACACUGAAACAGAGUGUCAAUAAAGUUUUAGUUGGAUUAUAAUUGUCCACCUCUGUAAAAGGUCUGUCUCUCCUGGAAUAAUGUUUUUGUAUAUUUUUAUAAGCCGAUUUUAAAUGAACACGACAUUUAAGCCACCUCAAUAGUAAUUUUAUUGGUUAAAAUCGUUAUCAGUAUUUAAAAUCACACAUCAGUACACCCUCAGUGUCUAAUACACACCUUUAAGAAACAAUUCUAGUAUAUAUGUUUAUAUUCUUUUAUGUUCGGAUGAAAUAUUUUCUGAAAAUAACAAUAAUAACAUUUAUAACUGUAGUAAUCAACUUAUAGUUGUAUACACAAUCGAUUUGUUUAGUCUUUUAUCAUAGCAGCUUGUUUUGUAUAUAAUAAAAGUUGUGUUUUAUUUAUGAUUAAAACACGUCUUGUAUUCAAAA
Messenger RNA from Macrosteles quadrilineatus (aster leafhopper), 1141 nucleotides. RefSeq lists its product as uncharacterized. The record is from RefSeq and is a predicted model, not a curated record. Bases 125 to 562 code for a protein of 145 amino acids. The transcript is spliced from 6 exons. Lineage: Eukaryota; Metazoa; Arthropoda; Insecta; Hemiptera; Cicadellidae.